Messenger RNA from Balearica regulorum gibbericeps (East African grey crowned-crane), 2808 nucleotides. The record is from RefSeq and is a predicted model, not a curated record. NCBI's taxonomy places the organism in Eukaryota, Metazoa, Chordata, Aves, Gruiformes, Gruidae.
AUGCUGGUCCAGGACAAGUGGGCAGCUCUCCAGAACAAUAAGGACUGCAAGACUUCUAACAUAAACAUCCAUGUGAGACCCAAAGUGCCACUUCUGGAUCAGCCUUUAAAACGCUACCUUAGUGAUGUCCUGAGUGAGAUGGGGUGCGACAUUAUCAACACCAAACUCAACAUGGUGAGCGCUCUGCUUGGCUCCAGGACCCCCACCCUCCCGCUCGGGGGUCUGGGAGAUCUGCCCCCCUUUUCCAUCAUCAGUGGCAACGCUAUCAAGCUGGACCUAAACCUCCCCUUUGAGGACAUGGAGGGGAGUGUGGUGGCCUCCACGCAGGGACGGCCAUUCACUGCCACCCUGCUGCUGGCCACCGGCCACCCGCCACAGCUCAGCCUCUCCCAGCGUGCCCUCGACGUCCUGCUGGAGCCGGUCCAGGGGCAGGAAGCCUUUAACCUCAACAUCACUGACUUCAUGGUGCCCGAUAGCAUCUCGCUGUCCACAUCUGCCCUUCUCCCAGUCAUCCCCCAGCUUGCCAAGAUCCUCCCCGGCUCUCUGCCACUGGAGCUGCACGUGCGGGUGGCCAACGAGCCGGUGGUGGCCGUGAGGGGCAGAAGAGCCACUGCCACCCUCAAAGCCUCUAUUGAUGUCUUCAGUCCCCUCCUGCAGUUGUCCCAGAAGCCCCUCUUCUCCCUCGACACGGACAUCAUUCUGAACGUCAUCCCAUCAGUGUCGGAUGGCAAACUGCGAACCACCCUGGAUCUUGACAGGUCUCCCCACUUGCAGAAUGGCUCAAACAAGUCCUUGCGGCUGCAUACGUACCCGCCAUUAUCCCCCCCUGCCAUUAAUGAUGCCUUGAGCGUGUCGGUCCCUCUGCCCAACAUUCUCAACACCAGCCUCAGGAACGCCAAGGUUGACAUCACCGAUGUCCUGCCAGCACCCACAGCUGCUGCCAGCCGAGCAGAAGACACCAUGCCACCGAUCCUGGGCAUCGCCCUCUUGUAUGCCCUGCUGACCCCAUCGCUAAGCCAGCCAAAAGAUGCCGUCCUCAGGCUCAAUAAAGGUGUUUUAACUGAUGCUCUUACAGGCUCGCUCAGGCAAGGCAAUGCCCUCCAAGGUGUCCUCGGAGAGGUGCCACUUGGAAGUGGACGUCCCAGCACAGAUGGAAGUGGAGACCUGUUGGGUGGCCUCGGAGGAGGUCUCCUUGGUGGUGGCAGCGGCGGUGGUGGUCUGCUUGGUGGUAUUACUGGUGGUUUGCUGGGCGGCAAUGGUGGAGGGCUGCUAGGGGGGCUGACUGGUGGUCUGCUUGGUGGAGGGGGUGAUGCUGGUGGUGGCUUGCUGGGUGGAGGAGGUGGUGGAGGCACUUACAGGGAGAAGCCCAGAAACCCUCCCAGAGGCUGGCCAGCAGCUGGUGGUGAUAUUCCCUGGGAUGGCAUCCCCAUGGGGGUUGCUGGAGGAGCGCUGGGACAAGGAGGUCUGCUUGGUGAUGGAGGUCUCCUUGGCACGACAGGGAUCCUCAGUGGUCCUGGUGGCCUUCUAGGCAGAGGAGGGCUUCUGGGCGAUGGAGAGCUGCUGGGAGGCAGCGGCCUGCUCGGCGUCCUUGGGGAAGGUGGCUUGCUCAGCACCAUCCAGGGGCUCACUGGGCUGAGGAUCGUGGAGCUGACUCUCCCCAGGGUGUCCCUGCAGCUCCUGCCUGGCGUCGGCAUCCACCUCAACCUCUACACACGGGUGGCCCUCAAUGCCAAGUGCCUCCUGGGUUUGCUCGACAUCGCAGUGGAAGUGAACAUCACAUCGAGGGUCAGACUCACCAUGGACGGCACGGGCUACCCCAAGCUGGUGACAGAAAGAUGCAAUACCCUCCUUGGUGGCAUUAAAGUCAGGCUCCUGAGAGGCCUGCUCCCAAUUGUGGAUAAUUUAUUGGCAAGUGUCCUGAACAGACUUCUUCCUAAUCUGCUCUGCCCAGUGGUUGACAUCGCGCUGGGACUCGUCAAUGACAAGCUGGGUCUUGUGAACUCACUGGUGCCCCUGGGUUUGCUGGGCAGUAUCCAGUACACUGUGUCCAGCCUUCCCCUGGUAACUGGCCAGUUCCUCGAGGUAGACUUGAACACUGUCGUCGGGCGAGUGGCAGGAGGCCUGGUGGACUAUCCUCUGGGAAAGUCAGAAGCUGUCUCCACACCUCCACGCGUCCCCAUGCCACCCCUGCCACCCAUGGCAGACACCAGCUCCUCCCAGCUGGGCCUCUCUGUGAACUUCCUCAGCUCGGUGCUGUCUGUCCUGCAGAAGGAGGGUGCCCUGGACCUGGACAUCUCCACCGGCAUGUUUCCUGAGCUCCCGCCACUAACGACAUCGACCCUUGGAGCCCUGGUUCCUGCAAUUUUCAAGGCAUACCCCGAGUCACAUGAAUUGCUGCUGAAAAUUGCAGUCCCUGAAGCACCAGUGGUGACCUUAAAGAAAAAUAAAGGUGUGAUCCAGCUCAUGGCUACAACAGAGGUGAUGGUGAUCCACCCAGAUGAUGUCCAGAAGUCUCUCUGCUUUCUGAAUAUCGAUGCCUCCUUGCUGGCCCAGUUUUCAGUCGAGGACAACAAACUGAAGAUCAGCGUCAGCCUGGAGAAGGCUAAUCUCUUCUUGGUGUCUUCAUCCGUUGGUGGUUUUGAUGUCUCACUCCUGGAGAUGCUCGUUGGCCAGAUUUUUGAUGUUGCCUUCCUGCCUGCACUGAACAGUGUGCUAGGAGUGGGGGUUCCCCUCCCCAGGUUGCUGAACAUCGACUUCACCAAUGCAGAUGUUGAUGUUAUCGAAGAUCUCCUCGUGCUGUUGGUGUGA